AUGUUGCACUUUUUAAAAAAAUUUUUGUAUGCAUGCAUACUUGUCUACCUGCGCCAUCGCUGCUCUUUCCUUCUCUCUCUCUCUCUCUGCGGUUUUGUGUGUACAGGUAUUGUGAGGGAGGAGCGGGACAACGCGGUGAAUAUGCGCCCAGCGAUGGGUGGCAAUGAUGGUGGUGGUGGGCAUGUCACCGUUGCAUUAAACCUCUCGGCAGGCCGCUGUACCGCGGCGGAGAACAACCAGCAACGCAGCACAAUAUGCGUCGUCCACAGCGACCCGACAACUGGCGAUCCCGGCGGCUUGGCGAUGAGAAUGCCGUGUGUGUGGGCAAAGACGGGAGGCGAGGAGGAAGAGGCUGAAGGGGGAAACAAUAGUUUGGCUGUGCGUACACCGUUUCUCACGGCAGAAGGCGGCGAGGCAGGAGCGCUUCCUUACGCGGCGUACACAUGGGAGCUGGCGAGACAUGUGGCAACUGCACUUAUGCAGAAUGGCGGGGCAGAGCUGCUCACCGUCACUCAUGGGGCCUCAGGCAGCGGGAAGUCCAUCCAGCUUUUUGGUCCUACCGUCGGUGAUGGUGUCGCUGGGAUUGAAAAGGGGCGUUGCAUACACGGGAAUGGCAGUGGUCUGUUCGCUGCGGUCCUGCAAGAAAUAUUUGCCGCUGCGGAUUUUGACCCAUGUGUGGCCCUCAGCGUCGUCGAGUGCAGGCCCUCUUCUGACGGGGACGAUGACUCUCAUCCCUGCAAUGGGACGAUGGGACACAUGAACGGUGAUGAUGACGAUGAUGGUGAUGAUGAAAGGAUGAUGUCUAUUGAGGCCAUCGACCUGCUUGCACGAGCCACUGAUACUCGUUCUCCUACAGGCUGCUUCAUGGAGGAUUACGCAGACAUCCCCGCCACGCGCUACGUUCGAUGCGGCAGCGUCACAGAAACCCUGGCCGUGCUGCGGGCGGCACUCUCUCACUCGCUUGCCUGGCAGUCAGUGAGCACGGCCCUGAGUCAAGGGCACGCUGAUGUCUUUGGAAUGCCUGAUACAAGAUCAAAUGCGGAGCGACGACGUCGUGCGGCGGAGGCAAUAGCGGCAGAGGAGCGACAGCGAAAGGAGUUUUUCGGAGCUUCAUGCACCUUGAGUGGUGCUGAAUUUUUACGUCCAACGGCGGGUGCAAGUUCUCAUGUUCUUCUGACGCUUCUACUUCGUUACGGCGAUGGUGUGACGAGUAUAUGGCGUGUGUGGGACUUGUCGGGUCCCACCGUAUGGGUCGAUGACGGGAGUCCCGCUUUGCGAAUGGCCUUUAAGACACACGUAGCACUUUCACUUAUGGCGCACCGCUACAUGCACCGAGACCGGCUUCAGGGUGGAUGGUGGAAUGCCAUCCCUCCGCCGGAGCAGAUUGAGGAGAUCAUUCCACUUUUUUCAACAUCCCGGCCUGGAAGAAAGGGAGUGGACGGGGUUGUCGCCAUGAUUGAGGCAAGUAUACAGCACUCAUGCUCCGCUGUCGUUUGGAUUGCCUCGCUGCGAUUUGACGCCUGCUACGAUGACAUCAAUUGGGAAGUGCUGGAAGCCGCGGCGUCUCUUUUGGCGGGCUCCGACGAGACGAAUGGCAAAGUCAUCGCAGAGCUGCGGCGCAGGCGGCGGCAGGAGAAUUUAGAUGCCGCUGCUCGUGUGCUGGACAUGUUUGCGAUUCCCUUUUCGCCUCCAGCGUGGCGGCUGCAGGGUCCUGCUGGCAGAACACUUCUGAAUCUCUCGACAUCAUCCCCCAAUGCCUCUCCUCCAAUGACAAGAACGACGAUAGCAACGGCGGCGUCUCGAGAACUCCGCCUCAUCUCCCCGAAGAGGGAACCGGAAAAGGGAGUGAUACCGGCGCCGGAGAAAAACAUCAACUCCAUUGUUUCUUCUGCGGGUGCCGCUCUUAUAGAGACCUCUGCGACGGUUCACAAUUCCUCCGUCCUUCCCCUGUCUCUUCCUUUGGGCACAACCACCGUCGCUGCCGCUGAUGUGGGGAUUUCUCCUUGGGCAUCAUUUGUUGAUAAAGUGCCAUGUCUGGAGGCUCAGUGUCUCCACAGAGGCCAAAGACCACAAAACGAGCUAAGAGAGCGGCGACGGGAGUGCGAAGGCCAGGGAUGCUCAUCGCAGUCCGCACUACCGCUACCAUCACCGUCGUUAUUAUCACCGCCUAUGCCGUCGUAUGUGUCGUCAUUGGGUGACGAGGCGGGUGUUCGUACCAAGAGUUCAUGCGGUGUGUCGCCGUUGUCUCCGCCGUCCGUGGCGGGAACAGAGCACCCCGUGGAGCCCGUAACGACGGCGCAUGAAUUGAAAUGGAAGAUAUUCUCCUGGGACACUUCCGCCGAUGAGGAUGCGGCGGAGACAUCGUCUAUCGCGGGGCGUGCCUCGCAGGAAGACGGCGUCGAUAGCGAGGACGUGAGGCAGUGGGGGGUUGGGGCGGCUUCUUUGCCGAGCAACGGGCUGACGGAUCUUGCCAGCACCGUUCGGCUCCUGCUUGAGGAGCCGCUGGCGAAGCUGCGAGAAAUUUCCACGCAGUACGAAGAAGAAUUCAAGCUCCACCAUCGUCGUGUGAUUGCCCAGCUGCAUGAACUGCUUUCCUCGGACGCGGCUACACUGGAGGAGCUGCAGAGGCGCGUCAAGGCACUGGUGGAAGCGGAGGAAGAAGUAGCGGCGAGGGCGUUAAACGGCGGUCGUGACGCCGUUGAUCAGCAGCAACGUCAUCGUUAUUUUCGCCGCCGUAGGGAGACAACGUCCGUGGAAGCAUUUGGGCCCUCCGUUUCCCUGCAAACCACAUUAGAUCGUGAGGCGGCGGGAUGCACUUCCAGCAACGGCGGCAGUGACCGAAGCAACAACAAAAAUAACGGUGAGAGCGCAAGGUCCUGUGGAUGCGAAAAAGGGAGGCAUCGAAAGUGUACCGCGGCAGCCUCCACAAGAGAGUUAUUGGUGGCCGAGCGAAAGAUCCGCUUUCUGGAGCGGCAACUGCUGCGCCUGGAGGGCGAGAACAUAAGGCUGCGGGCGGAAUUGCCUUCCCGUCGCGUGGGAGGUGGUGCGGUGGCGAACGUGCGGAGUCUCGAGGGGGUUUUUAACGACAUUUUGCAGCGUUGCAAUGCACUCUACGCAAAGAAGGCAGCGGAGGUGAAUCGCAUACAGCGAAGAUACGACACGUUACUGGACGCCUUCAGACAUCUUCAGCGGCAGCAGCAGCAGCAGCAAGAGGAGAGGCCAACGACGAUGAUGCCAGUGGCGGCAAAUGCGGCACUGCAGGAUGCCGAGGUGAUGCGCAGCGAGGCGGCGAAGCCGCAUUUUGCAGUUGCCAAGAACCGCUGCCAUUCUCACCGCGUAGAUUGCAGUCCCCAGGUAUGGAAUAACACGUCCCCGCCGGUCGAUCUCGUUGCUCCCCCAUCUAUGGAACAUGUUGGGGAUGUCUCCGCGAUUGACCACCUGCGUCGUCUGCUGCUGCGGGCCACAAAGUUCGCGACACCUUCCACGGGAUCACCACCGCCGCAGGACACAUCUAAUGGCUUUGCGCUUUCCAUUGACCGCGGGUCGAACGCAUCCUGCCAGCUCCAUGAAAAGGAGGAGACGGGGGAUGACAUCUUCACUGGUCUGCAUGCUUUUCGCGAGGCUGCAGAGACUGCACGAAAUAGUGCGCUUAGGGCCCUUUUUGUUGCAAAGCGGGCUGUACAGAAACCACAGUCUCCUUUGCCAACAUCGCAGUUAUUGCCAUAUGCUCCUUCCUCUGUUGACUCCGUUGGUGGCGGUUAUACGCUUGUGACGGAUGUUCAUACGCUGCCAUUUGACGCGGGUGCGGCAUUGGAACGCGAAGAGGCUAAUGUCUAUCGGGCCGUUGGCUCACUUCAGCGUGAGGCAGCGGAACUGGAACACGCAGCCAUAGAGGCCAUUUCACGUGAGCGGCAGUUGCUAAGUAGAGUUCUUUUGACCUAG
Messenger RNA from Trypanosoma cruzi, 3942 nucleotides. RefSeq lists its product as uncharacterized. The record is from RefSeq and is a predicted model, not a curated record. Lineage: Eukaryota; Euglenozoa; Kinetoplastea; Trypanosomatida; Trypanosomatidae. Bases 1 to 3942 code for a protein of 1313 amino acids. The transcript has a single exon.